AUGAUGAAAUUGAAUAGACUACUGAUACUGUGGUUCUUGAUAUCUAUUGCUACCCCUGAAUAUAUUGAUGCUUCACGGCACCUCAGGGACGAGAAAACUACAGCAUUGCAUCAUGAUCAUACGGAUAUAGGAACCAAUGGAUACUCUAGCAUACGCAAUAGCCACAAGAGAGAAAGAAGAAGAAGUCUCGAGGAAGAACAGAUGGUGUUUGCUUGUUCUGAAAAUCCCGAGGAAUAUGAGACAACCCUCUUGAUAUCCCACGAAGGCAACCCGGACCAAAUCACUGGGUCCGACCUGGCAAUGCUAGAAAGCGCCAUCAAGAAAAGCUACAACGAUCUUGCCCAAUACUACUACCCUUGCGAUCGACAAUAUCGCAACAUCACACGAGUGGUGGCCCAGGCAGAUUCCGUGACAUCUAUAUCCCACAAUGAAAUGCAAAUACUGUACAAGGUCACUGGCUUUUGCGAAGGAUGUCGACAAAAUGAACGAGGAAUCCUCUUUGGACGUCCACCUGCUAGACCAGAAGACGAAAUCAGCGUCUCUAGAUCCGGGCAAACGCGAAGAAGAAGAGGCCAGAGGAGGGGGCUGAAAGGAUCUAGCCCUCUAGACGACAAUAGAAGGCAGUUGGAUCACUCGGGUGAUGAUGAUGAUGACUGUGGGUGUAGGAGACGACAACUUGGAGGAGGUAGCCAAGGACCACCGAGAUAUUAUGUCAGAGAGUACAUCAAUGACGAACUAUCGGACACUUCUAGCGAAACCUCCAACUACGAAGUGACACGGAUAUCAGAAGCGAGCGAAAUACCGUGCAGUCCCGACAUGGCAAACUUUGAAAGCACCUUCCUUAUCGUCUUUGAAGGAGAACCAGAGCUAUUGUCAGAAUCAGAAGAGGAGGCAAUGGAAACUGCAUUCUCAUCCACUUACAACAAGAUGAGCUACCAAAGCUGUGAUGAACCAUACUUUCGACGCGUCACGGAUGUCUCCGUUGGCGUCCUCUCACCUCCGCCAUCGUCCAGGCGUGGGAGAAGCAGCCGAAGUGGAAGAUCCAGCAGUUUCAAUGCCAGCCAAGUGGUCAAGAUCGUGGCGGAAGCCAACUGCCAUGACUGCCCUGGCACAUCCUUGUUCGACCACGGAUUGGUAGCCACUCGACGACGACGACGACAAAGAGGUCGUCGACAGCUUCCGGAACUCCUGGAUGAGUACACGUCUAUAGCCACCGUGUCUGUGGAUAUCAGCAGCAGCAACACGAAUCAGCCCAAGCAAGGUGAAGAAACCGCUUGUCUCUGCGCAGCUAGGAAUAUCAAUAGAACGGGACUGUCUCGACCGGGUGCGUUCUUCGCAGCCUACCAAGACGAACUAGACGAUUUGGAUGAUGAGGAUCUUCUGGAGAGUGUUGAAUCCAUGGAACGAAUGAUAGAAGUCGAGGAGGUUCAAUGUAGUUCGGCAAAGAGCACCAUGGAAACGGUCGUCCUCUUUCAGAUUGAUGGUCGACCAAACCGGCUAUACGAGUAUGAGGUGGAAGCACUUGAAUCCAGCUUCAAGAAGGUCUACAACGAGCUACUAUUUAGCAAAUGUGACAAUCCACUGUUUCGCCAAGUGGACGACGUGGUCAUUGACGAGGAGACGAGCAGUGAUGAAUGGCUAGGGAGGCAACCGUUCCCGUCCAGGAUCGACACGAGUCAACUUUUGCGCCUGAGAAUAACAUUUAGCUUCCGGGCCCCUGCAACCAGCCUAUUUGAUGUGGGUGUGGGCGAAGAGCCCGACGCAUUAUUUGACCCGGAAGUGAGUGGGUUCAACCAGGACGUUCAAUCCUAUGGAGGAAGCUGCUAUUGUCCCCUAUCGCGUAACGCAGAUGCAGCCUUUGCCAACGUCUUCCAGGAGGCAUACAACUCGGCUAUUGACUACUUGGACUUGUACUAUGUUGAUGCUGUGGAUGAGAUUCUAGAAGUGGAAGAAUACGAUUGUGGAAAUGACACAACUUUGCGUGACACGCUGCUCUUCGUAGAGUUUAAUGGUGACCUUUCCAGCAUGGCUUCCUCCGAACUCGAUGAUUUUGAGAAUUCAAUGCGGAUCACAUACAACAACCUCAACUUCAAGUCUUGCGACCAUCCCCACUUCAGGACCGCCCUGAACUUUACAAUUCUUGACCAAGGAAACAUAACAAACAGGCGACAACUGCAAAUGCCCUCCGAAUCGGAGGUGAACUCGGCAAACAUCAGGUUGGUUUCUGUCAGCUACGAAUGUAGAAACUGUGCCUCUGCACCUCCAUUGCUGAGCUGGAGAGAUGAGUUGUCCAUUGAAGCGCCUCCGCUAAAUCUAUCAGAAAGUCAUUUUGAUGUGGUUGAGGGGCUCUCUGAAACGUGCUACUGCCCCGUGAAUGCUCGCAUGGAAGACAGGUCGCCCACUGAAAUAGAGUUUGGCUUGGCCCUAGACACGGGCUUUCGGUCCCUGGCAAUGGAGCGACAGAGCUUGCCUGAUGCGAUGCUAGGUGUAAAAGAUCUUGUGGAGGUUGAAGAGCUUGACUGUGCGGCAGAAACGUAUGCCUUCCAAACGGAAAUCUUCCUAAGACUGAAUGAAAAUUCCACCCAGCUGUCUAACGCGGAGCUUGCUGCGAUUGAACUUGGAUUCACCGAAACAUACAACAAUAUGAACUUUCUCUUCUGCGAUUCGAUGCACUUUCGGAGAGUCUUGCAAGUGGUGCUUGAUGUCCCGUCAAGCGCUCGUCAGCUUCAGCAGGAGGACGAGAUCGAUGUUCUCAUCAGGGAAGACAGCUCAAACCUUUUGAGAUUGAUCGUUGAUGUAGAAUGUCAAGACUGCACGACUGCGACAACUAUGUUCAGUGACGGUGUGGCUGAUUCAAGUGUCAACACGCUAACGUCUUUGCCAUCGUCAUCUCUGAUGUCUUUCUUGGCGUCACGAGAGUACGAAGAAACCAACGCAGCUGUUUGCUACUGUUCUUCAACAUUCCCAUUCCUAGGACGAUCCCCCACAACCGAGGAGUUUCAGUUGGUCUUCAAUAGCAAAGUUUUGGAUCUGCAGGAGAUCACCACGAAUGAUCCAAGCCCGCGCGUAGUUGAAGAAGUGAUCGAGAUUAAGCAAGUGGAGUGCAGCGAAGAGGUGAAACAGUUCACCUCAACAGUUUUUGUGGGCCUUCAAGGAAGCUUGAAUCUGUUGACAGAUGAAGAGAAGCUUGUCCUAGAGCAAACCUUUCAAGACUCAUACAACGAGAUCUCCUUCUCUCAAUGUGAUUCACUCUUCAGAAACGUAUUGGAUGUAACCCUGACACCCAGUUCACUGUCAACGGUUGCUAGAAGUCGGCGAUUGAGCAACUUUACAACGGCAGCAGAUGUGAACAGUACAUCCACACGGCCGGAGGACGAUGCUGCUUUGGCACUGUUCCAAGUGACGGGGGAAUGCAGGGGUUGUGAAGUCACUGACACAGGAACGUUUAACCUUUUUGAUGACGCAUUCCGUAGGGCUCUCGGGCUGUCUGAUCCAAGAAAGAGGCGAGGGCUUCAAAGUCAAUUGUCAGGAUGUUCAUGCCCCACGAAUACAGAUCCAGUGGAGCCGGCGGCACCAACAGAAGACGAGUUCUUGGUAGAGUAUGACUCUGCGGUUAUGGAAUUGAAUCAGCAAGGGGUUCUGGAAAAUGUUGCUGGUGUUUCUGAUAUCAAAUCAUGUGACAGAGAUGUGACAGAGGUUUCAGGAUACUAUGAUAUCUCAUUUACAGGCGACUCGGAAGGGCUCUCGGAAGAGCAAAAGACGCAGUUCGUUGUGGACUCCUUUAAUGCCCUCCGCACAGAAGUUUGCAGUGCCCAAGUUGUUGACGUUGAGUUGGUUGAGAAUGAGCAAGGAGUUGCCGUGCUGAGAAUGUUGAAUUUGCUGGGCCCACUGUCCGAUGUUCUCAAAGGAGAAACACAUUUGAAGUUGAGUUGGUAUUUGAGUAUGAAAGCGAGAGAGAACUGGAUUGCCCUCCUACCCCCGCACCUACUCCAGAUCGACCAUCCCCAUCCAGGCCGGUUCAAGGAAGGCCUCAACCCCCCGCCCCUCCAAAUCAAGGCAACAAUGGGGGCAAUGGCCAGGGCAACCAGCAACCAGCAAAUCAAGGCAAUAAUGGGGGAGGCAAUAAUCAGGGACAACCUGGAGGGCAGCAACAAGGAGGGCAGCAGUCCGGUGGGCAGGGAGGGCAGCAGCAACAAGGUGGCACAAAUAACGGCGGCCAGCAACAACAAGGUGGCACAAAUAAUGGUGGCCAGCAGCAACAAGGUGGCACAAACAAUGGUGGCACAAACAAUGGUGGCCAGCAACAACAAGGGGGUACAAAUGAUGGUGGACAGCAACAACAAGGUGACACAACUGGUGCCCAGCAACAGCAAGGUGGCACUGGUGAUACAAACAAUGGCGGACAGCAACAACAAGGUGACACAACUGGUGGCCAGCAACAACAAGGUGGCACAAAUGAUGGAACUGGCAGUGGUGACAGUAAUGGAGGUACUGCAGCAGCGCAAGAUGGAGGAGGGCAAGACAGUGGUGGAAAUCAGGAUGUUUCAGGGCAAGACAAUGGUGGAAAUCAGGAUACCGGAAACACUGAUUCUGGGCAAGAUGGAGGAGGGCAAGACAGUGGUGGAAACCAAGAUGCUGGAAAUACUGAUUCUGGGCAAGACAAUGGUGGAAAUCAGGACACUGGAAACACUGAUUCUGGGCAAGAUGGAGGAGGGCAAGACAGUGAUGGAAACCAAGAUGCUGGAAAUACUGAUUCAGGGCAAGACAAUGGUGGAAAUCAGGACACUGGAAAUGGAAACACUGAUUCAGGGCAAGACAGUGGUGGAAACCAAGAUGCUGGCAAUACUGAUUCAGGGCAAGACAAUGGUGGAAAUCAGGAUACCGGAAACACUGAUUCAGGGCAAGAUGGUGAUGGAGGAGGGGAUGGAGAUGGAGGAGGAGAUGGUGACGGGGGAGGUGAUGGUGACGGGGGAGGUGAUGGUGACGGAGGAGGAGAUGGGGAUGGAGGAGGGUGGUGACGGGGGCGGCGAUGGAGAACCUGGUGGCGGAGAUGGUGACGGAGGAGGACCUGGUGACGGAGAUGGAGACGGGGGAGGAGAUGGGGAUGGAGGAGGUGUUGGUGGGGGUGAUAACAACCAAGGAGGCGGUGAUGGAGGUGGUGGAGGACCUGGUGGCGGCGGUGGAGGAGGACCUGGUCCUGGUGAUGGCGGUGGGCAGGGGGGAGGAGGUGAUGGCCCCGGAGGAGGAGGUGGUGGAGGAGGAGGCGGCCCUGGGCCUGGUGGACGAUUGCUUGCUGCAUUGGGCGAAACAAUUUAUGACGUGAAUCGUCCAAGAUAUCUCCAACCAGAUGGCUGUACUGGGAAGGCUGUGGCAAGAGAGCUGGCAGACGUUUUUCGGGAAACAUAUGAACAGCUUUCGCUACAACUUUGUGAUCCAUUUCGACGGCGAAUAGAAUCCAUCAGAUGUGACACUGAACGAAUUGAUGGUACAUCUGGAUCGCUACGUUGCAACAUAAGUUUCCGGUGUUCCGGUCCUUGCCAAGAAUGGCUGGAUUCGACUGCAAUUUAUCAACAGAUGGAUGAGUUUGCGACUUCGGGCUCUUGCAGCUGUGACAUUGAAGGGGGGCCCAAGAGAGCUCCACUAUCAUCAGAUCAUGUGGAGCUGCUGAACGAGGAGCUGGACAACGGUAUUGCGAUCCUUUCCAUCGACGUCUAAGGAAGAUUUGCCCCCCACAAACGUUGAUUCUGCAGGCACGAGCACUGCGACGGCCAUGACACACUGUGACAAAUAAUGCAUAACAAACGACAAGCAGUGGGGGAAGUUUUUAGCACUCUGCAGCCUCACUUUUAGACUAGCUAGGAGCAAUAGAUCCAAUAGCAUACUACUGGUUUACGGAGGGAUAUGAGCCACCGAAAAUUUACAUCUUUUCUGAACUUCCGAAAAUGACCUGUGGUAGCGAUUUAUGACUAUCCAGUUACCAGAUUACUAGAAAUCAACCACAACAACCAAGUAGUAACACACACAACUAUAGCAACCUCUCUAUCAACUCCUCCUUCCUCUAUCAUCAGCCUUUUUCGGCUUAUCAGGCGUGGAAGCUACUAGCAAUAGACGAACAACAAGCGAUCGGUCGUUCGGUCGACAAGCACAAGAAGAAGAC
Molecule: messenger RNA, 6157 nt
Organism: Seminavis robusta
Lineage: Eukaryota; Bacillariophyta; Bacillariophyceae; Naviculales; Naviculaceae
Source: the annotation of a GenBank genome assembly